Messenger RNA from Odontomachus brunneus, 3824 nucleotides. RefSeq names its product protein escargot-like. Gene Ontology annotation, molecular function: DNA-binding transcription factor activity, RNA polymerase II-specific; RNA polymerase II cis-regulatory region sequence-specific DNA binding. Gene Ontology annotation, biological process: regulation of DNA-templated transcription. The transcript has 2 exons. The record is from RefSeq and is a predicted model, not a curated record. Lineage: Eukaryota; Metazoa; Arthropoda; Insecta; Hymenoptera; Formicidae. The coding region runs from base 452 to 2053 and encodes 533 amino acids.
UAUAGCCGAAGCGUUCGGAGGGAGACACCGUGCGAGCGUAUCCCUACGUUCCCCCUUCGUGUUUCAGUCGAGUUCUGUGGUAUACCCGCGCCGCUCGACUAAUCAGUUCAGUUCGAACGAGCGAGUAGCGAGGACCGGUCUUCUUUUCACCUUGCCGAACGAUUAAAGUGCUGUUUAUUUUGAUCGCGGACUCAAAGUGAAGACACGUCUGGAUUCCGGACUUAUGUGUGAGAUAACAGUGCAGUGACGUCGUCGCACAGGAAUUGUCUCGCAAGGGAGAGAGAGAGAGAGAGAGAGAGAGAGAGAGAGAGAGAAAGAGAAAAAGUUCGAUUCAGUGAUCAGGGCGGACGUUUCUCUCGGUUGCCGCAGCUAUUUGGAUUAACGUUGUAUAACCGAGUGCAUUCGCGGUACGUUGUAGUAUUUGCGAGGAGUGGAUAUCAGACAGUUCAAGAUGCUUCUCGAGCAGGUGCCGUAUAGCUUCGUGAAGGACAAUAGUUACAGUCAUUGCCCGCUCAAAAAGCGGCCGGUGCACUUCUUAACAUACAAGGAGGAGUCAACAGCGAUCGAAGAAGAGAUGGUCGAAGUCGUGGACGAUAUCCCCGAGCCCGAGAACCUCAGUACAAAGCCCGAGGAUCUCAGCAAAACGGCGGACCGUCAUUACCAACACUAUCACAAACCGCAACAAGAAGCACAGCAGCAACAAUCACCACAAGAACAGCAACCACUGCCACCGCUACCACCACCGUUAACACCACCACGACAAGAACCAGAACAACGCGCGUCAAGAACACCGUUUCCGAUCGUCGUCAAGCCGUCGUCGUCUCCACCUCCAACGACACAGCCGCCUUCGCCAAUCAACUCGAUAUGCCACGUGCAGCACCCACCGCAGAGCUACCACCAAGGCUAUCAUCACCCCUAUCCGAUCAAAACUGUCUCUCCGACGCCGCCACCGGGGAUCGCGCCCAUCCACCCGAAGAAGGGCCGCAUCGAGGUGAUCCAACACAACUCGUCAACGACUCCGACGGCGGGCGUGACGGCGACGUCUGUGCCGCUGCACUUCAUAGCGACCAAGGGGCCCAUGGAGCCGUUGAAUCUGAACACCCCGGUGGAGUCGUUGGCCCAUUACCCUACAGUCUGGGUGCGAGGAGCUCCGCUCUACCCGCCGCAUUAUCACCUGCCGUACUCGCCCUCCACCUACCGCUAUCACCAUCCCGGAACGGAAUUGUAUCCGUCGUACUCUGUCCCGCCGUACCCGCACUCUCCCCCGGAAUCUCACCCAUCGGUCUCACCACCACCUCAUAGUGCGUUAACCUGCUCGACGAUCCAACGACCCAUCGCCAGGAGCUACCCUCAUUGGACCAGCCUGGACCAUUGCGGCCUGUCGCCCACGAGUUCCGUGGGUUCCGGGUCUCUGCGGUCACCUCCGCCCAUCACGCCGGAAGAUCUCUCGUCACCUGGCAGCGACAGUGGCAGGUCGUCCGCGGGCAGCACCACCGCCGGCUCCACGAUCGUGAACAUGAAGAUCGUGGACAUGAAGAUCGAGAAGAGCGAGUCGAACGACACGGCGAACAUGUCGUCGAACUCGACGUCGCCGAGGUAUCAGUGCCCGGACUGCGGCAAGUCGUACUCCACGUUCUCCGGCUUGACUAAACAUCGACAGUUUCAUUGCGCGGCUGCUCAAGGCCAGCCGAAGAAGUCCUUCUCGUGCAAGUCCUGCAACAAGGUGUACGUCAGCCUGGGGGCGCUGAAGAUGCACAUCAGGACGCACACGUUGCCGUGCAAGUGUACACUCUGCGGCAAGGCGUUCUCCAGGCCGUGGCUACUCCAGGGUCACAUCCGUACGCACACCGGCGAGAAGCCGUUCAGCUGUCAGCAUUGCAACCGCGCGUUUGCCGACAGGAGUAAUCUCAGGGCCCAUCUGCAGACUCAUAGCGACGUGAAGAAGUACUCCUGCGACUCGUGCAGCAAGACCUUCAGCAGGAUGUCGCUGUUGACGAAGCACCAGGAGGGCGGCUGCCCCGGCGUGCCGGUGCCGAUCGGGUACGCCUGUUGAAGUUUCGCAUUAGUGUGAUCCGCGGACGAACGUCCUACAUUUGCUUGUUUCCAUUCCGCGUUCUCAAAGUGCCUUAGAGUAUGCAGUACAAACGAUGAGACAGUGAAGUCCGGUUUCCUGGAUGAGAAUCGCGGCUUGUCGUCCUCCAUUAAUCCUUUCGUGCGGAAGUGAGUUCCAAGUAGAACUUUUUAUUUAUAUAAUUUUCCCAAAAUUUUUAAUCUCCGCUUAUUUUUCUUUCUUUUUUAUAUACGGGAAGAUUUCUCAUUGCGUAUUAAUCCUGAAAUCGGGCUGUCAAACAGGUGGUUCGUGGAAUCGCGCGAUUUCGAUGGCGCCGUUUGUUCAUUAUCUAUUCGCUGUAAAUACCGGCGUAUGAGUGUGCGACGUAUGGAUGCACUUACGUUAGGUGUAUUUUAUUUCCUUUUCCUUUUGAGAGAGAUUGAUCAUCGACAUCGCGCUCAGAUUACGCGGAGAGUAUCGGGAAUAGAGUUACCGCUUGCGCAGCGGUCCCGUGAAACUGUUGUGCCAUUAACUGUUUCCUUUUUCUUUUCCAUUUGUUCCAAUGCACGCGAGCACAUAAAACGCGAUCGAGAGACCCAGUGAUAGACGAUUUGCACGUAUCCUUUUGUUUUUUCUAGAUUUUUAUUCCGUUCUUUUUACGUUUUUCCUUUUUAUGACGUGAUUAGCGUGUUCUGGCACUGUAAGAGUUGAGCUAAGUUUAAAUUAUUUUCGAAAGCGAGAAAAAAAAUAUAUUUUGUACGUGAAUAGCCGUGAUGAAUUCAGGCUAUUUGGAUAGAUAGAUCGCACAAAAAAAGUGUCACACUACAAAGAGAUUCUAGCGCACAGAUAGACUCGGCGCGUCAUACUUUUAGUACACGUUAAGCGAUACAUCUCGAAAAAAGGAAGAGAGGAAUAGGCUGUUACAUUUUUCUGCCCUACUCGUUACUUCGACAAUAAAUGAAUCUGGCGUGCAGAUAAGGAACAAAAGUGAUAGGUUAUUUCCUCUUUCUUUCAGAACAGCUGUAUGACUCAUUUUAAUUUCUUUACUUCCGGCAUGGGUGUUCGUUCAAAACAAAAAAAAAAGAAAAAUCUUUUGAUCGAAGUCGUUUUUUUAUGUACAAUGAGAUUCAUUUUUUUUUAUGUACAAUGAUGUUUCGUAUAAGUGAUAAAGAGCACGCAACAAAGGCACACUUCCUCCAUGAGAAAGGAUCGUAAGGUGACGAUCCUCAAAUCCCCGAGGCGACUUCAUAUAGAACAAAGUCAUAUAUGCCCGCGAGACGUCCCACUCGAAACGGUGCAACCUGCGUAUCCGACGUCGUGUUUAUCUGUACGUGUUUAUGGACGAAGUACGCUGUACCGAAGUGCCAUUCGCGAAGGCGCCACGUGCGCGCCGCGCUGCGUGAAAUUACGUGCACACGCUCGCACGCGUUAACACGCGAACUUAUACAUAGUGUAACGCUUGGCGAUUAGCAGAUAAGUCACGCACAAUACAAGUAUUAUAAUUCGCCUCCGUCGGGUGGCAGAAGCUGAACGGUAGGACGCUAGAACGGGCGGAUGAAAAAGCGUUUGAGACGCGAAUAGAAGGAGGGAUGGAUGUCGGCCUGUUCCGCAUUAUCGUUCUCUAUACUUUGCGCGUUCUGUAUGUUUACUUGUAAGUUACUCGAACAAACUAGUCAUUGUACAAUACCGCGCGCGGCGGUUACGAAAGACUUGCCACGGUCACUACUAUGCGCAGCGACCCGCCGCCCGAAAAAGAUGUACAGACCUAGCCGGG